Molecule: messenger RNA, 235 nt
Organism: Pelobates cultripes (western spadefoot toad)
Lineage: Eukaryota; Metazoa; Chordata; Amphibia; Anura; Pelobatidae
Source: the annotation of a GenBank genome assembly
CCGAUUGGCUGCUUGGUCUUCCGUGCGUUCCACGGUGGAACGCGGAAGUACCGCUAAUGAUAUUGUAUUGUGUGCUAUGGACGUUAUGCGUUCCAGUAUGGAACGCGGAAGUGAGUUCUUUUUCUACAUCCGUCUGAAAAGAUCAUCUCGUCCAACCAAUCAAAAUGAGGCAAGACCGAAACCCGGAAGUAAAGGUUUUUCCGCGGUCAUUUCAAGAUUGUUUGGAGGCUUAUAA